This is a messenger RNA of Protopolystoma xenopodis, 291 nucleotides long. NCBI's taxonomy places the organism in Eukaryota, Metazoa, Platyhelminthes, Monogenea, Polystomatidea, Polystomatidae. The record is from the annotation of a GenBank genome assembly.
AUGCUGCCUCGGGACCGGGUUGCCUCAGACACGGCUCGAAGCGGCCGACGUGAAGACAUUUCCACGACCAGCGAUUUGACCGAUCGCCCUGGAAACGCAGCGAUGUUGUAUGCAUUCCGAUGUGGGCAGAGAGGUGGACGGGGAGAUUUGGGUGACCGGUUUGGUAAAGAAUGUAUAUGGAAGAUAAAGUGGGAGCGUGAAAUCAGUGGAAAUAGAGUUUCCUUACCCACCCCUUGCCCCACCUUAGAGGCCGGCUAUGAUGGGGCUACAGGAGAGCCGCCAGCAGAAUGA